CCCCCUCCCCCUCUCUCUCUCUCUCUCUCCUGCGUGAGGGGAGGUUGCUGCUUGAGAAAUAAAAGAACCUACAGGAACAGAAGUCACUGCAAAAGCCUUUUAGUUGCAUCUUUUUCCCCUCUAUACCACUCCACUCGCAUACCAACUCACCGAGCAGAACGAGGACCUUCAGACCAGAAAAAGAAAAGCAAAACAAAACGAGGAGCUUUUAGCUAUUAAAACCCAACAAAACAAAAACCCCCGUUAAAAGCAAACCCCAACCAAUCUCUGUCUCUCUCUCUCUCUCUCUCCAUGGACUUGCAACUGAAGCAAUGGAGGAAGCAGCAGGACGGGUCAGAACCACUAUCAGAAGCAGCAGCAGCAGCAGCAGAAGCGCCCUCUGCAAAGUUGCCAAGGCUCGUUCUUGACGAGCCCCAUCACCCGCAAUCCCAAUCGCAAUCGCAACCAAUGCAAUCUCUCGCUGCUGCCUCCUCCACUCUCCCUCUGUUUGUUCCCGAUAAACUCAGCAGCAACAUGUCAGCAGCCGCGUUCCCAGAUUCUGCUCCUGCUGCCCCCAGAUCCUUCCCCAGGAUGGGGAGCUAUUUCAGCUGGGCUCAGUGGCAGGAGCUGGAACUUCAGGCUCUGAUCUACAGAUACAUGUUAGCUGGAGCCACCGUCCCGGCCGAGCUGCUCCAGCCGAUCAAGAAGAGCCUCCUUCAGGCCCCUUAUUUCCUCCACCACCCUCUUGGCCAUUUGCAACAUUACCCUCAAUAUCAGCCUGCUUUGUUGCAGGCAGGGUACUGGGGCAGAGCCUCCAUGGAUCCGGAGCCCGGGAGGUGCCGCCGCACCGACGGCAAGAAGUGGCGGUGCUCGAGGGAUGUGGUGCCCGGCCAGAAGUACUGCGAGCGCCACAUGCACCGCGGACGUAACCGUUCAAGAAAGCCUGUGGAAAUCCCCACGUCUGCCGCUGCCGCCAAUGGUGGCGGCACCGCCAGGGGCUUUAGUGGGACUAAUCUCAAAUCUGCCGAUCCCGCCGUGGUCGCCGCCACCGCCGUCCCUCUAGCGGCGGUGGCCGGGGGCGGCGGCCAUUUCUCGCUCUCGGGGCCUUCGUCCUCGAUCGAUCUCUUCCAAAGUUACUCCGAGCCCAAGAGCGACGGCAACAAGCACCUCUUUGAAUCCCAGGGCGAGGCGAACGGCGGCAGCAGAUCUGACGGGCACAUAUUGAGGCACUUCUUCGAUGACUGGCCGCGGUCGCUCCAGGAUUCUGACAACUCCUCGAGCAACGCCAGCCCGAUGAGCUCGUCAACCUGCCUGUCCAUCUCCAUCCCUGGCAACCCCUCCUCCGACGUGUCGCUGAAGCUGUCCACAGGCCACGGCGACGAGCCCAGCACGAACGACAGGGACGCCGCCGCCGAGAGGGACCACCCGCCCCAGCUCGGCAACUGGGGCACUGGCUGGUCGCCGAACCAGGUGGCUUCGAUGGGGGGUCCGUUGGCCGAGGCGCUGAGGUCGUCCACGAGCCACUCAUCAUCCCCCACGAGCGUCCUGCAUCAGGUGCCCCGCGGUUUGGCCUCGGAAGCUAGCUACGUUAGCACCUAAUCCGGGGUCAUUGGUGGUCUUAAAACAAAGUAAGGGGUGACAAAAGAUAUAGUGGGGUCCUGUCUUCUUUGCUGGUUUUGUUUGGUCACUCUUCCCUACUCACAUCACUCAGAUGAUAUAUCUCUGUAAAUCGGGCGUGUUUGUGUGGUCCUACGCCAUAUUAUCUUUUCUGAACUGAUCUUUGCAUUAACCCCAAAGUGUUCAUUGGGAAACAAGAAAGGGAGAGAGUGUUCUAUGCACCUGAAGGUGCUGAUUUCAUGCAUCGAGAUCUGAUGCGGCCAAUC
Molecule: messenger RNA, 1862 nt
Organism: Eucalyptus grandis
Lineage: Eukaryota; Viridiplantae; Streptophyta; Magnoliopsida; Myrtales; Myrtaceae
Product: growth-regulating factor 3
Exons: 4
Coding region: 292-1578 (428 amino acids)
Biological process (GO): developmental process; DNA-templated transcription; regulation of DNA-templated transcription
Cellular component (GO): nucleus
Molecular function (GO): ATP binding
Source: RefSeq, a predicted model, not a curated record